AUGGCUAAGGGAAAAGGAAAAGCCGCCAAAGGGAAAAAGAUCACUCUUAAAGUCGCUAAGACUUGUAUCAAAGUAACUUUUGAUGGGAAGUUUCGCCUUGAUCUCAGCAAAAUGGGUCUCACAACUUUCCCCAAAUGCAUCCUUAAACUGAAUGAUGUGGAUGAAUUAGACCUCAGCAGAAACAUGAUCAAGAAAAUCCCAGACUCAAUUGAAAAAUUUGAAAAUCUGCGUUGGCUAGAUUUGCAUAGCAACCAAAUUGACAGACUACCAGAAACAAUAGGAAAUCUACAGAAUCUUGUUUUUCUGAACCUCUGCAACAACAAACUCACAGCUCGGAGCUUGCCAGUGGAGCUAAAUCAACUCAAGAUCCUGCGAAACCUCAAUCUUGGCCUAAAUCAUAUUGACAAUCUCCCAACCACUCUGGGGGCUUUAAAAGAACUUCAAGAAGUUGGAGUAUUUGACAACUUGCUGACUACCAUCCCAAAUAGUAUUGCAAAACUCCCCAAGAUCAAGAAGUUGAAUGCCAAAAGAAACCCUUUCCCUGGGCCCACAGAAGAAGAACUUUUUAUUGACAGCAUCAAGCGUCUUGAGACACUUUACUUGGUGGAAGACAAAGACCUUUGUGGACCAUGCUUGAGAAAAUGUCAGGAGGAGAGAGACAAGUUGAAUAAACUGAAGAAUACUGUGCCUGCAUCUCUUAAAAAGCCAAAUUUUUCAAACCUCAUGGCACCCAAUUCCCUGGCAAAAGAGAAUCAACAAGAAUGGAGGUCAGCUGGAUCAUAGCUGUCAUCCAUAGAUGCAUGGCUAUUCAUGAGGUAAGGGCACAGCAUGGCAACCUUACAUCUAAUCUUUGGAUUUGCAUCUAAGCAAUAAAACUGCUCUUGAUCACA
Messenger RNA from Anolis carolinensis (green anole), 890 nucleotides. It is a transcript of the gene lrrc18, whose product is annotated as leucine rich repeat containing 18. Bases 1 to 783 code for a protein of 260 amino acids. The record is from RefSeq and is a predicted model, not a curated record. Gene Ontology annotation, molecular function: protein binding. NCBI's taxonomy places the organism in Eukaryota, Metazoa, Chordata, Lepidosauria, Squamata, Anolidae. The transcript has a single exon.